CAAUCUCAAGUCCUUGCAUCUGGCGCGUUCCUGACAUUACUGGAUCUUUUUCUUCCCCUGAUCAGUAGUCCUGCCACUUAUCUUUUAAUAUCAAUGUCUUAAAACAUGUUGCUUAUUAAUAUCAAAAUAAAAAGAAAAUAUGCAAAAUGGAAGGUAACACACAACAGCAGGAUGGAGAUAAACACAGUACUUCACCAGAGCUUCCAGAUAUAAAAAAAGUUCAAAUAGAAGAUGUUGAAGAUGAAGAGAAUAAGACAUCUAGUACCUGUGAAAAUAAAAAUUUAAAUACGACCUGUGAAAAUAAAAAUGUAAAUACGACCUGUGAAAAUAAAAAUGUGAAUGCAAAGAAAACAAAGAAAGAUUAUGAAAAUUACAGUGGAAAGAAAAAUACUGAUGAAACAGAGGUUGAGGAGAUUUUAACUGAAGAUGUUAAAAAGCAAAAACACGAAGAUGCUUUGGAAUUUAAAGAAAAUGGAAAUAAACUUUUUAUGGAAGCAAAUUUUGAAAAAGCAAUCACUCUCUACUCGAAAGGUGUUGAUAUGUGCCCUAAAUCAUAUGCAAAAACCUUAGCAAUUCUUUAUUCAAAUAGAGCUGCUUCCUAUGUAAAAUUGGAACAAAAGGAAAUGGCAAUACAAGAUUGCACAUUAGCAUUGGAGCACGAUUCAUACUACACAAAAGCGAGAUUACGUCGUGCACAAAUGUUUGAAGCUGUUGACAGAUUGGAGGAUGCUUUGCAAGAUUAUAAGGAAAUAUUAACAUACGACAAAUCCUGUCAACAAGCAGGUGAAGCAGCAUUGCGUCUUCCGGAACAAAUAAACGAAAGAAACGAGAAACUUAAAGCAGAAAUGUUUAGUAAACUGAAAGAGCUUGGGAACAUGUGCUUGAAUCCGUUUGGAUUGUCAACAGAUAACUUCAAAAUGACGCAGGAUCCCAAUACUGGUGGAUACUCCAUAAACUUUCAAAAGUGACCCAUAUCGACAGACCAAGUAUCAUUGUGAGCACAGCACGGAAGCAAUAAAAAGAAGAUGGAACAGUACUUUAAGCUAUAUAGGGAAAUAAAGAAACUCUGGAUGAGCUUUAUGUUGUAUAUUAUUUUAAUGAAUCUAAAGAAAUUUUAAUGUAAUCCAUGCAGCUAAAAAAGUUAAUUUUUUUC
Messenger RNA from Hydractinia symbiolongicarpus, 1153 nucleotides. RefSeq names its product tetratricopeptide repeat protein 1-like. The transcript is spliced from 9 exons. Gene Ontology annotation, molecular function: protein binding. The record is from RefSeq and is a predicted model, not a curated record. NCBI's taxonomy places the organism in Eukaryota, Metazoa, Cnidaria, Hydrozoa, Anthoathecata, Hydractiniidae. Bases 147 to 968 code for a protein of 273 amino acids.